Pogoniulus pusillus (Red-fronted tinkerbird) is the source of this 4249-nucleotide messenger RNA. RefSeq names its product U2 small nuclear RNA auxiliary factor 1 (gene U2AF1). Gene Ontology annotation, biological process: mRNA splicing, via spliceosome. The record is from RefSeq and is a predicted model, not a curated record. The transcript is spliced from 11 exons. Gene Ontology annotation, cellular component: spliceosomal complex; U2AF complex. NCBI's taxonomy places the organism in Eukaryota, Metazoa, Chordata, Aves, Piciformes, Lybiidae. Gene Ontology annotation, molecular function: pre-mRNA 3'-splice site binding; metal ion binding. The coding region runs from base 442 to 1383 and encodes 313 amino acids.
GACGUCCAGGGUGGGCGCCGGGCUGUCCGGCGGGCGGGCGGUGGGAGAUGGCGGAGUAUCUGGCCUCCAUCUUCGGAACAGAGAAGGACAAGGUGCGGAGGAUUUCCCCGACUGCUGCAUCCUGAUCCUCAGGCUUCUGCCUGCAGCCUUCCACGCGUCGGGAACGCCUCUAGUUUCUCUGGUUGUUGGAAGCGUACUUACAAAACCCUCCUAUCGAAAAUUUGGUCACCGUCGGCCUGACCAAACCAACGUGUUUUUCCACUCGUAAAAAUGAAAGGGGGCAUCGAUGUGCUGCUGGACUAAAUUACUCUUGUCAGCCUCUGGCCAUGGGGCUUCUGUUUUCUUUCUACUUUUUAGUGCUACAAGCUGGUUCCAAUUUGCUCGUCUGUCAGAAAAGCAGUAUCUGCAGCCUCUCUUGAGCUCUGUUACUUAGCAUCCUUUAUGAUAGAAUGCAUUACCAUUUUAACAGUGUUAGUAAGUGCCAAUACAGCGAGCAUGAAGUUCCUGUACUGGUCUUUGUAUUCAAAAAGCAAGCAGACCUCUCCAGAAAAUGUGGAAAUUGGAGGCAGUAUUGGAAAUUCUGUAGUUAGGUAUUUCUUUUAUUUCAGGAUAGAGUUCAGAAAAGACAAGUCAACUGUUCAUUUUACUUCAAAAUUGGAGCUUGUCGUCAUGGAGACAGAUGUUCUCGGUUGCACAACAAACCAACAUUUAGCCAGGAAGCGAUGCUGUUGUAAGCUUGCCUGUAGUAGAGACCAACCAGUGCUAACUUUCAGACAACUUGAUUUUAAGAAGAACGGUACAAAUACCAUCUUGAUUCAAAACAUCUAUCGUAACCCCCAAAACAGUGCACAGACGGCUGACGGCUCACACUGUGCUGUGAGUGAUGUUGAGAUGCAGGAACAUUACGAUGAAUUCUUUGAGGAGGUCUUCACAGAAAUGGAAGAAAAAUAUGGUGAAGUUGAGGAGAUGAACGUCUGUGAUAACCUUGGAGAUCAUCUAGUUGGAAAUGUAUACGUAAAGUUUCGGCGUGAAGAAGAUGCAGAAAAGGCUGUGAUUGACCUGAACAAUCGCUGGUUUAAUGGACAGCCCAUUCAUGCUGAGCUUUCACCUGUGACCGAUUUCAGAGAGGCCUGUUGUCGUCAGUAUGAAAUGGGAGAGUGUACACGAGGAGGUUUCUGCAACUUUAUGCAUUUGAAGCCUAUUUCUCGAGAGUUGAGACGUGAGUUGUAUGGACGUCGCCGUAAAAAGCAUCGAUCCAGGUCGAGGUCCCGUGAACGUCGGUCUAGAUCCAGAGAUCGUGGUCGUGGAGGUGGUGGUGGCGGAGGAGGACGCGAACGUGAUAGGAGGCGAUCAAGAGAUCGUGAAAGAUCUGGUCGAUUCUGAGCCAUGCCAUUUUUACUGUAUGUCUGCUAGAAAGUGUUGUAGUUUGACCAAACAAGUUCAUAAUGAGAUUUUUUUUAAAAAGAUGGGCUUCUGAAUAAAAAAUUUGUAGUGAUACAGUAUUCUUUGUGUAACUUGUUUCUUGUGGGGGGAGUCUUUUUAACUGUCAUUCCUCUAUCUUGACAAAUACCUGGAUUAACUAUGCCUGAGGGAAAGGUGGUAAAUGUUUUGGAGGAGCGCCAGUUUGGGUUCUUGGUUUGUUUUAUUUUCCCUUUGGGGUUUUUUGGGUUUUGUUUCUGGGUUUGUUUUUUUUUUUUUUCUUCUUAUUAAUUCAGGUAUAAUUUGAACUGUUGAUGAAAAUGUGUGUAUAUAAUAUAAAAUAUUAUAUACAUAGUAAAAAUAAUAUACUGCUUAAGAAACAGUUACAUAAGUUUCCCUUUUCUGCUAUGCUGUCUGCUUAUUUAGGUUAGUUUAGGCACAUUUAAAAGGAAGGCUGUGCGAAAUGCAUUUAUUUACUGAGUAGAAACGCUUAGUUACAAAAACAAAAUGUAUGUUUGUUUGUUACCAGAAGUCUGUGCUCUGUCUAUCAAUGUGACUGUGGCAUUUACAAUAAAUCAAAUUUCUUGAUGUAAAAUCUAAAGCCUAUUUUCUAAGCACUCUGGAGUAGUUUGAGUUACUACUCCUGGCUGUGCCAGAGUUGUAGUUCAGUUUGUUUGGUUUUUUUUUUCUAUGAUUCUUGACUAAAUUCCUUGCCUUUGAUUGGAAAGAAAGUUGCCUCUGUGCACUGUGGAAAAAAAAAUAAGGUUUUUAUUGCAAUUAUUUGUAAUAGGCAGGCGCAAGGGAUCUGUUGAAGGAAACUGAAGGUCCUAAAUGCAAGGACCAAAUUUCUGAGACUGAUUUUUUUUUUUCCCACUUUGAUGUUCUCAUACCUGUCAUUUAGUGAAAAGCAUUUUGUUAGUGUCCAGGGUCAUAGGAAAAUGAGUCAGUUGCUAGUGGGAAAUAUAUUUUUUGUCCACCUUCACUAGCUUUCUGGCAUUCUGAAGUGUGAUAAAAGCUAAUGAAUGCAUAAAAGUUUCUUCUCAAACAGAUCUUUCUGUCUGAAUUUUAAUUGAAUUGCACAAUAACUAUAGAUCACAGAUUGUGUAUUUCUGAGCAAGUUCCAAUUGAAAUGUUGCUGGGGCAUCUUGAGAUAAUUUGUACAAUGACUGACUUGCAGUCUAUCUUCAUGUCUGCUUUCAUUCAAAGUGUAACAGAAAUUUUAGCCUGGUCAUGUUCCUGCAAGAUACAGCUUCAUAUGCAUGAUGCUAUAUAAGGCAGUAUAGCGUUCCAAGGGGAGAAAGAAUUUACUAGUGUUUUUUAGUUCUGAGUCAGCUUGCUAAAUGAUAAAUCUACUCCUUGAUUCUACUUUUUAAAAUGAAAGAAGUAAGACUUUGGAAGCAUUAGAUAGCCAGACUAAGAAACUAGUUUAUGCCCCCAAAAGCAGAGAACUGUUUUGCUCACUAGAAUGUUGAGUUGGCAAGGAGAUCUGUUUUUAAAAGGAGCUUUGCUAAAUGGAUCUGCUUUGCAUCUUACACCAACUCAAUUCAAAUCAGUGGAUAUUUUGGCCAACCAAAUUGUGGAAUUUACUUUGCCAGUAAUUACAAGGGAAUGUAUCUCUCUUACAUGAAGAUGGCCUUGCUGCUUUAUGUUUUGUUGCAACUGUUGCAAGUUCAUAUAUCAAAUGAUGCUUUUUUUUCCACUGGAAGAAAUUGAGCAGUGCCUGGCAAUACAUGGCUGAACUGAAACCUGUAAUAUUUCUGCUAGACAUUAGGAAUUUAAUGUUGAUAAUUCAAUUCUCACAGAUGACAGGAUAUGAAUCCAGCUCCAUUUCCUCUUCAGUGAGAUUUAGGAUUGUUAGUGAAUUAAUUAAAAUUUCAAUUUCAAAAAGAUGAGAAGUCUUUCUGUUUUUAAAGCAGUGUCCAUCUUAAUGACUAUAUAAAAAGGCUUGAGAUCAUUUUUACACAGACACAGGCUGAUCUGCUCUAUAAGCAAGUUAGUUUUGAACCUAGUGUAAGGUGUCCCUGUGAUGGUUUUCAUUGGUUUAUCUAAAGCCUGUUAAACUGCAGGUAUAUUUUUGCAUGGGCAGACAGCAGAAGGUUAAUUUCUCCCUCUCUUCCCAAUGUAAUUUUUCUUCAGUAAGCCAAAUGCAUCAUUUUACAGUCUAAAUGCAUAGCUACCCCAAAAUUAACAAUGUAACUGGAAUAUGUCACAACAGGCACUGGAAGCAAUGCGUUUUACUGAAUAUUUGAAGGAAAAAAAACCCUUGUGCACUGAUCAUUACCUGAUUGUGUAAUGACUUCCUAAUGACAGCAUUCAGCAUAUAAACCAAACUCCUGACAUAUCUUAAGUUCACCUUUAAGACUAUACUGCCAGUAAAAUUCACCAAACUUGAAGUUUAAGCUGCACAAAUCGGGUUGAACAUUUAUGCAUGGCUGUACAAACUAUUGGUUUACUAAUGCAAACCAAGUGGAAAUCCUGCCUCCCCCUUUUACUGUUCGCAGUGUCUUAAGAAUUUGUUUUGGUUUGUUUUUUUCCUCUCCUCCCCAAGGCACCUACUUCUCAGAAAUAUUUCAUUGUUGACUCUUCUGUUAAACAGUGGAUCUUAAUUUAUGGAAUUCCUUUUACCUCAAAUAAGUGACAGCAUACAGUAUUUUCUGAAGUCUUGAGUCAGAUUGAAACUGUUAAUCCUAAGUGGCUUCCUCUUUGUAUUUGGCUCUUAUUCUGUGAAAAUGCUGCUUGUCCAUGAAUAUGAUGUAUGUUGAGACUGUAAAACCAAAUGGAGAAAACUUGUUCAAAAUAAAGCCUUUUUUAUAAGAAUCUGACAAAAAAA